This is a messenger RNA of Ilex paraguariensis (yerba mate), 1323 nucleotides long. Lineage: Eukaryota; Viridiplantae; Streptophyta; Magnoliopsida; Aquifoliales; Aquifoliaceae. The record is from the annotation of a GenBank genome assembly.
AUGGAAUCGGUUGUAGCCACAGUCAGUGGAUACCACGGAUCCGAGCGGUUCAAGCUCAUCAAACUGAUAUCUCAUACUGGCGCAAGCUAUGUCGGUGCUAUGAAUCAAUCCACGACACAUUUGGUUUGUUGGAAAUUUAACGGGAGGAAAUACGAGCUUGCGAGGAAGUUCAAGAUGGUUAUAGUUAACCAUCGAUGGGUUGAAGAUUGUAUAAAAGAAGGAAGACGUGUACCAGAGCAUCCAUAUCUUUCCCGAUGCGGGCAGGAAGUUGGGCCCUUACUGUUGGAUAUUCCACUUGUUGCUGCUAAAGCAAGGCUUUUGCAUCGGCAAUCCAAUGUAUGCGUCAAGUUUAAAGAACCUGUGAUAGACAUUGACUGUGAAGAGAUUGACCAUGCUGAUUGGAUUGAUUCUAGUUUGUUAAAUAAGAAGAGGAGCAUCACUCCUUCAGCUGAACCUUCUCGCAAAAGCCGUAGGCUGGUGAAAAGGAGCACAACUAGGGAUAUUUUGAAGUCUUUUUCAGAUUCUGAGCAAGAGUGCCACCCAAAACCAUUUCGUCACCAGCAGAAUGAGAUUGAAGUUCCAUCUGAGAAUUCUGAUGGUGGGAGGAAUGAAAGUAUAUCGAGGGUCAGGGAAGAGUCUGAUAGUAGGUGUUAUAAUCACGAGGCAAACAGAAUAGAGGGAAUGGGAGUGGUUGAAGAGUUUACAAAUUUGAAUGGCAUUCUUGCUUUCGAAGAUUCAAGUUUAGGUAUUGCGGGUUCUUUGUCUUCCCUGGUUAGAACUCCAGAAGAACAUUGUUCCAUUGUCGAUGACGACAUAAAUGACAUCGGACAUAUUACUAGAUUGUCUACAUCGACAGAGUUAUCAUGUGUUAUAUGCUGGACAGAUUUCAGUUCAACUAGGGGGGUUCUACCAUGUGGGCAUCGAUUUUGUUUUUCGUGCAUCCAAAGCUGGGCUGAUCAUAUGGCUUCAAGGCGAAAGAUUUCGACAUGUCCAUUGUGCAAGGCCAGUUUUGCGAGAAUUACAAAGGUUGAUGAUGCAGUCUCUUCUGAUCAAAAAAUAUAUUCGCAAACUAUUCCGCAUGACUCAUUAAACAUUGAUGUAUACCUUCUUCCCAAUGGGGAAUCCACUCUUGGUCCACAGCAAUCAUUAGCACCAGUCUGCUGUCAGUGCUCUUGUCGGGAGCCUCAGGAUCUUCUCAUUAGAUGCCAUCUCUGCCAGAGUCGAUGUGUUCAUUCCUACUGCUUGGAUCCUCCAUUGUUUCCAUGGAUAUGUGCUCAUUGCAAGGAUCUCCAAGUGCUUUACCAUCAUGUCCGCUGGUUUUAA